AUGGCUCUUCAACCUCCGUCAGAGCCAAUCGAGAAUCUGAAGGACCCUGGUGCACAUGAGCUGCCCGGUGUGCCCAAGAUCACUGAGUCCGAUGACCACUUCUCUGAUGCCUCCGAGGGCACCGCAGCAUACCCUCCUGCUUUUACUGGACGCAACCGCGCCCUGUCUAUCCCCGUUACCCGCGUUGAGAAAGUAGACGACGAGCCCAGACAUGGUGAAGUACCCGGCACCGCAGCCUACAACAUCAGAACCCAAGACGCCGUCCCCGACGAGAUUGAGAUUGUCCCCGAUGGCACAAGAAGCCGCAGCACUUCACACGUUAGCGAGUCCGACAGACCUGUGACUCCUGGUGGCACUCCGGUCCCCCAUCUUGUUGUCGAGAAGGUCGACCCCAGCGCUCCUAGCCAUGGCGACGUCCCCGGCACAGAUGCAUACGACAUGCGAACUGCCGAUGCCAAGCCUGAUGAGGUCAAGCAGGCCCCUGCCUCAUCAAGUGCCCCCCUUGAGCACCUCCCCUUCGAACUCCCCCUCCAACCCAAGACCGGCACUACCACCAUACAACAAGUAGAGGAAAGCGCAGACGACUUUGACGAUUUCGACCAACCGCAAACACAAAACAACGGCCAAGCCGACAAUGACGAUGAUGCCUUCGGCGACGACUUUGACGAUUUUGAAGAAGGUGGCGCGGAUCAGGCAGAUGGAGAUGAGGACGACGACUUUGGUGACUUUGACGAUGGCUUCCAACAAGCAGAAGAAACUCCGGUUGCCGCACCCCUUCCUCAGCCUGUACAGCAUCCUCUAGCACACCUUACGUCAGAAGAUAUACUGGACGCAAUGUCGCCAUACAUGUCUGAACUCUUCCCUGAACUAUACGACCAAGAAACUGCAGCCUCGGACAAGUCGGCCGCCCUGUCUACUGAUCCUAUCCUCACCGAUCGUAGUGCGUCCCUCUGGUCUCAGCUUGUUGCACCUCCUCCUUUGCAACCACCCAACUGGAUCCGCAGUCGCAUUCGUCGCCUGUUUUUGGUCUCCCUCGGUGUUCCUGUCGACCUGGACGAGAUCUUGCCUGCCAGCAAACAAAAGAAAUUAGUUCUUCCUAACAUUCACCUGCCAGAACAAAAGAAAGAAGAUGCAAAGGCCAAACAAGAUGGUGGCAGCUCUACUGGUGGAAGAAAGGGACCUGCGCCUCCGCCAGAAUUCAAUGCCAACGAAGCAGCCAUGCUUGCCAAGACGACAGAUACAGCGACCGAGGCAUAUUCUGAUGAAGAGCUAAGAGCACAUGUGAAAAGACUAGAAGAGUUGAUCAAGGACGCAAGCACUGUGCUCGAGUACUGGAUGAAGAGGAAGGAAAGUGCUGUAGGCGACAAAGAGGCAUUCGAAGGUGUCAUUGAGAAUCUCGUCGGCUUUGUCAAAAGUAGAAGAUGA
This is a messenger RNA of Aureobasidium uvarum, 1425 nucleotides long. The record is from the annotation of a GenBank genome assembly. NCBI's taxonomy places the organism in Eukaryota, Fungi, Ascomycota, Dothideomycetes, Dothideales, Saccotheciaceae.